CCAAGCGCCCUGGAAGACUACGCACCGCGCCCUGGACAACUGCGCUCGGCGGCUACCGACAGCUGGACGCGGGAACCGCUGGAUCUCUUUGUAGAGGCUGCCGAGUGCGGGCGCUGGGUCCCCGUCUCCCCGCCAUGCGUCCCGCCCCGAGGGGCGCCCCCGCAGUGCUGCGCCCCCCCGGCUGGCUGACCCUGUCGUUGCUGCCGCUGCUGCUGUUCCUGUUGCUGUUGUGUCCACACGCGGCGCGGGGUGACUGUGGUAUCCCCCCAGAUGAUGUACCAAAUGCUACACCAGAUUUGGAAAAUCGUACAACUUUUCCUGAUGGAUACAUAGUAGGAUUUUAUUGCGAUCGCGGUUAUGUGAAAAUGAGGGGAGCGCUGAGCGGAAAACACUGUCUUCCGAACGGUGAAUGGACGAAGCUGGCACCAUUUUGUAAUCGUACCUGUAGUCUUCCACCCAAGGUACUUUAUGCAGCUAUGAAAGAUAUUUUUAUCCCGGUGAGUUAUCGCCCAGCGGGUUUCGUUGUGGAAUAUGAGUGUAAUCCGGGCUACGCAAGGAACCAUUCCGUAUCAGCGGAAGUAACUUGCCUUCAGAAUUAUACGUGGAGCACACUACAAGUAUUUUGCUACAAAAGAUCAUGUCCUGAUCCUGGACAAAUAGAAAAUGGUCAUAUCAGUAUACCAACUGACAUAUUAUUUGCCUCAGACAUCUACUUCUCAUGUAACCCAGGGUACAAAUUAGUUGGUGAAAAUUCUACUUUCUGUUAUUAUGAAGGAAAGGAUAUGGUUUGGGCUGAUCCAUUUCCAAAGUGCCAAGAAAUUCCUACAACUACUCAGAAACCCACCACGACGGAUGCUCAAAGUUCCAAAGCCCUGUCAUCGCAUCAGAAACCCACCACAGUGAAUGUUCCAGGUACACAGUCCCCAUCAACUCCUCCGAAACCCACCACAGUGAAUGUUCCAGCUACAGGGUCCCCAUCAACUCCUCCGAAACCCACCACAGUGAAUGUUCCAGCUACAAAGUCCCCAUCAGCUCCUCCGAAACCCACCACAGUGAAUGUUCCAGCUACAAAGUCCCCAUCAGCUCCUCCGAAACCCACCACAGUGAAUGUUCCAGCUACCAAGCCCCCACCAGCUCUUAAAAAACCCACCACAGUGAAUGUUCCAGGUACAAAGUCCCCAUCAACUCCUCAAAAACCCACCAUAGUAAAUAGUCCAGCUAUGGAAGCCCCAUCAGCUCCUCAGAAACCCACCACAGUAAAUAUUCCAGCUACGGAAGCCCCAUCAGCUCCUCAGAAACCCACCACAGUAAAUAUUCCAGCUACGGAAGCCCCAUCAGCUCCUCAGAAACCCACCACAGUAAAUGUUCCAUCUACAAAGUCCCCAUCAGCUCCUCAGAAACCCACCACAGUAAAUGUUCCAGCUACAAAGUCCCCAUCAGCUCCUCAGAAACCCACCACAGUAAAUAGUCCAGCUACGGAAGCCCCAUCAGCUCCUCAGAAACCCACCACAGUAAAUGUUCCAGCUACAAAGUCCCCAUCAACUCCUCAAAAACCCACCACAGUAAAUAGUCCAGCUACGGAAGCCCCAUCAGCUCCUCAGAAACCCACCACAGUAAAUGUUCCAGCUACACAGUCCCCAUCACCUUCUCCGAACCCCACCACAGUAAAUGUUCCAGCUACAGAAGCCACACCAACUCUUCAGAAUCUCACUACAAGAAAUUCUUCAACUACAAAAGCCCUACUAAUUCCUCAGAAACCCAACCUCGCUGUUCUAGCUAUGGAUGCCCCACCAACUUCUCAGAAACCUCUCACAGCCAAUGAUUCAGCCACAAUAGCCAAACUAUCUCCUGUCUCAAAUGUUCUAUCUACAGAGACCCAACUAACAGUCCAGACUCUCAUCAUGAUAAAUUCUUCUGCUACACGAGCCACACCAAAACCCCAGAGCCUCACCACAGCAAAAGCUUCCUAUACACAGAGUCUCCCAGUAACAAAAAAAUUCACUAUGGUACAUGCCCCAAUGACUAAGGGUCUCCAUACAACACAAAGAUUGACAUCUGCUCAUAUUGCAGCCACACAGAAUGAAGACGUCUUCACGACACCUCGCACCUCGAAAGGAAGUGGACUCGUUACAGCAGGGAUUACCAUCAUUGGAACUGGACUUACUGUUGGUGCAAUAAUAGUUGCUAUCAUAAGUCUAACCAAAAUUUUCGGGGACUAUGGAAGAUCAGGCUCUUAUUACAUCCAGGAGAACAACAAAGAAUUCAAUGUUAUGUCUCAUAAUUUAACAGAGACUGGUGAUGCCUCAGAAGUAUGGCCUUCUGGUAAAUUACGAAAGGACACACAUUUAUGACAUUGACAGUUUUGCUUAUGAUGCUGGUAGCCACUGGCUACCUGACUUAGCCAAAGAAGCGAUAAGAAGAAAGUGCAUACAAGUACACAGAAUAUUCUAGUUUUUAUAUGUUUCUGGAAGCACGGACACAAUAUAUGCAGUAGUGUUCUUCAUCUUGCACGUUAUCAGUGUCUUUAAGGUGCAUAGGAAUGUCAAUAAAGCUAGAAGAAAAGACUGGAAUCGCAUUCUGAACAUUUCUAAGCCUCUUGAAAAUAGGACAACUCACAAGACUGAGAGCGAUUAUGUUUCUAAAAGUGUAGAGAUUUGUGAGCAUGAAGAAAAGGAAAUCAGUUAUUUUUCCCCAUUAGAUUUGUAAUGUUAUUUUUACUUACAAAAAAUAUAUAAAAAAUUAAAUACAUGAAUUGGAUAUUGAAAACAAAUGAAAAAAAUAUUGCCCAGUCUCUUGAGGAAAAUUGCCAAAGAGAGAUGAACCACAUUAUAAAGUCACCCUUCUUGACUCUAAGGCAUGUUUAUCUUUUCUUGUUCCACUAAAAUGAGUUUGAAUGGGUUGGCAAAUGUUUUAAAUGAAAAACAUGUUAAUGACUCAGAGUGUCAAGUUUCUUGGAUUUAGGUGGUGGUAAAGAAGAAGUAUA
Messenger RNA from Myotis lucifugus (little brown bat), 2983 nucleotides. It is a transcript of the gene CD55, whose product is annotated as CD55 molecule (Cromer blood group). The record is from RefSeq and is a predicted model, not a curated record. The coding region runs from base 135 to 2351 and encodes 738 amino acids. NCBI's taxonomy places the organism in Eukaryota, Metazoa, Chordata, Mammalia, Chiroptera, Vespertilionidae. The transcript has 11 exons.